Nycticebus coucang (slow loris) is the source of this 1559-nucleotide messenger RNA. RefSeq names its product UL16-binding protein 1-like. The transcript is spliced from 5 exons. Gene Ontology annotation, cellular component: external side of plasma membrane. Bases 227 to 1018 code for a protein of 263 amino acids. Lineage: Eukaryota; Metazoa; Chordata; Mammalia; Primates; Lorisidae. Gene Ontology annotation, biological process: immune response; positive regulation of T cell mediated cytotoxicity; antigen processing and presentation of endogenous peptide antigen via MHC class I via ER pathway, TAP-independent. The record is from RefSeq and is a predicted model, not a curated record.
GCCGCGCACGCCCGCUGCUGCCCCUCCCGAGAUCGCCCCGCGGACGCUACCCCUUCAAUGGAAGGCAGCAGAAGAGCAAAGCACAAAAAGAACAAACAAAUCAAAAUCCCCGUGAUCUUCGAAACACGCACUUGAGAAGGUGACCGACGACCCCCAGGACCCAUCGGCCGGAAUCGCGCAGACUUUCCUCCCGCGGGCUGGAUUUGGUCCCCACGUCCACGUCCCAAUGGUUCUGGCCGAGGACACCAAGUUCAUUCUUUGCAUACUGGUUGUGCUUCUUUUGCUGAAACGUCCCUGGGCUGCGGGCGCCGAAACUCACUCUCUUUCCUAUGACUUCACUAUCACUCCUAAACUCAGACCUAGACACUGGUGGUGUGAGGUUGAAGGCCAGGUGAAUAAAACGGUUUUUCUUCACUAUGACUGUGGCAACAAGGUCAAACCUUUUGGUCCCCUGGGGAAGGAAAUAAAUGCCACAAACACCUGGGAAGAACAGACAGAAACCCUGAGAGACGUGGUGGAUGUCCUCACACAGCAACUGACUGGCCUUCAACUGGAGAGUUACACACUGAAUGACCCUCUCACCCUGCAGGCCACCAUGUCUUGCCACCGAGAAGCCAAUGGACACAGCACUGGAUCCUGGCAGUUUGGCUUUGAUGGACAGAAGUUCCUCCUCUUUGACUCAGAGAAGAGAAAGUGGACACUGCUUCAUCCUGGAGGCAGACAGAUGAAAGAGAAGUGGGAGCAUGACAGGGAUGUGACCAUGUUCUUCCAGAAGACCUCAGUAGGAGACUGCACCAGAUGGCUUGAGGACUUCUGGAUGUGCUGGAAGAAAAGUCUACAACCAACAGCACCUCCCACAGAGGACCCAGGCACCAGCCAACCCACAGCCAGGGCCACCAGGGCCAUUUCCUGGAGCCUCCCUGCACUCCUCACCAUCUUCAUCCUCCUGGCCAUCCUGGGACAGUGCCUACUGACAAGUGCUGUGGGCAGAAUAGGAGGGGAGCAGGGCAAGUGGUGAGGUGGGAGAUGGGGAAGGGACUCAGAGGCCCCCAACUCUGUGCCUUCCAUGGGCCCUUCCCAUCCUGGAGUGAGGCAGAGGAGCAAAACCUCCUGUCAUUUAACAGCAAUGCCCUGGCUCUGCUCAGCCCCCAGCUCUGGUGAAUUGUCCCUGUCACAGUGGGAGGGAGGGAAAGGCCCACAUCAGAGCUGAGGGCCUUUGCACAGUAAUGUGGGAGGAAGAGAUGGGUGAAGUAGGUGAUGGGUACAAUGUACAGUAUCCUGGGAAUGGGACACUUGUAACUUUGACUCAACCACCUGCUGUUCAUCAGAGAUCUGGAUAGUAUAAAUCCUGUCUAACCGCUCUUAGGACGUUUGUGUCUGUAACCCAGGGAUGCCUGUACUAAUCUGAACUGUGACUUUGUUCUGCCACAUGAUUUUGCCGAAAUAGACUACAGUACCUCAGGGACCCUUUCCAUGUCCUGAAAAAGAAUUUUGUAAUUUUUGAAUGAGAAAAAUAAUAUUCUAUUCAAGAUCGUUUCCUUUAGUAUGUUAUUAUACAG